Molecule: messenger RNA, 2576 nt
Organism: Silurus meridionalis
Lineage: Eukaryota; Metazoa; Chordata; Actinopteri; Siluriformes; Siluridae
Gene: rilpl1
Product: Rab interacting lysosomal protein-like 1
Exons: 8
Coding region: 264-1604 (446 amino acids)
Biological process (GO): cilium assembly
Cellular component (GO): ciliary basal body; cytoplasm
Molecular function (GO): protein dimerization activity
Source: RefSeq, a predicted model, not a curated record
CCCCCACGCAUGCGCACUCACUGCGGCAGUUUCCACUAAAGAAAUCGGGACAAGAAACAAAACGGAACGGCGAUGGGACAAUUGUUAAUAAUACCAUUAAAUGUAUCCGCUAAAACAGCCAGUGUAACCGCUAACACCAAAAUUAUGGCAGUACAACUUGUGUGAGUGUUGCGUCACACGCGGUUGUUCAGGCGUAAAGGAAGAGGGAGAGAGUGGGGUUCAGUGUUAAAUAGGAAAUCGAGUCGGGCAGAGCAGCGACAGUUAUGGAAGCGUUUGGGUCGGCGAUGGAGAAGAACGUGGCGGAUUUAACGGUGAUGGACGUGUACGACAUAGCGGCUGUGGUGGGCCAGGAGUUUGAGCGGAUUAUAGAUCAGUACGGGUGUGAAGCUUUGGCCCGACUCAUGCCCAAAGUUGUGCGGGUUUUGGAGAUCCUGGAAGUGCUGGUGAGCCGCAACAGCAUCAGUCCGGAGACCGAGGAGCUGCGCCUGGAGCUGGAUAAACUCCGCCUGGAGCGACUGGACCGCCUGGAAAGGGAAAAGAAACACAAAAAGGAGCUGGAAUUGGUCGAGGAUGUGUGGCGAGGGGAAGCUCAAGACCUGUUGUCUCAAAUUGCCCAGCUGCAAGAGGAAAACAAGACCCUCCUCAACAACUUCUCAUUUAAGCACUGCCCAAUGACAGAAGAGGAUGUUCAGAGACAGGAAGGUAUGUCAGAAAGGGAGAGGCAAGUGAUGAAAAAGCUCAAGGAGGUAGUGGAUAAACAAAGGGACGAGAUUCGCGCCAAGGACCGAGAACUAACGCUGAAGAACGAAGACAUUGAAGCACUGCAACAGCAGCAGAACCGGCUGAUGAAGAUUAACCACGAUUUAAGGCAUAAGAUCACGGUGGUGGAGGCACAGGGAAAGGCUCUCAUUGAGCAGAAGGUAGAGCUCGAGGCGUUCGCACAGACCAGAGAGCAGGAGCUGACGAGCCUUAGACAAGAGGUGGCACGACUUAGAGAUCGUCUUCAAGGAGAGAAGAAAAGCCCUGAAUCCGAGGAGCCUCCUGCUCCACCAUCACCUGCACAGAAUUUACUCCCCGAGCACAUGCUAUUAUGCGACCCUCUGCUCUCCCUCGAUCCAUAUAACAACCAAGUGCUGACAUAUGAAGAUGAGGCGGAUGUCGAGGAUGAGAAUGAUGUGGAGGACGAUGAGGAAGAGGCUGUGUUGUUAUGGGAUGCCCUGUGUGAGGAAGACGCAGGUUUCGAUCCGAAAGAUCCGAACCGACCACGCUUCACUCUGCAAGAGUUGCGAGAUGUCCUGCACGAGAGAAAUGAGCUGAAGGCCAAAGUGUUCAUGCUGCAAGAGGAAAUUGCAUAUUAUAAAAGCGAGGAGCAAGAAGACGAUCCACACCCGCCCACUCUGGACCCUUCGCCCACGCUCAGGCCCCAAUCCCGAACUGGUGCCCAGCCAGAAUCAGGCAUAAAGCGCUUGUUUAGUUUCUUCUCCCGAGACAAGAGGCGCAGCUCGCAGAGAGGCAUGCUGCAGAUUGACGAUGGCUACAGCCCAUGGUCCCGCAAAGAUGACGUGUAUACAGAGCAAGCCCAGGAAGCUUUACAGCACAUGUAACCAAUUAAACACUGACAAAGCACAAUGACCCUCUAAUCGCUAACGCCUCUGGCAAUGUCAUGAGCAAUACCUACCAUACACUCCACUGUUACAGUCACGUUUCCCAGCAUUAGUGGAUAAAGACAAAGGGGAAUGGAACAGCAUAAACGUAGAUAAUGGCUACACUACCCUUCCAACGUUGACAUCUCUAAAAGUUGUCAGUCACUCUUCAUUUCAAGUUGUUUUAUAUGCAGGUUCGGUUGCCAGAUACCCAAGAUACUAUAUGCAAAAUGUGGUUGGUGAUAAGGAUCACAUUUGCAGUCAUGAAGAGAGCUGAGGAGGCCGUGUUGAUAUGCCUCGAGUAGUAUCUUGAUUAGGACACUUUAAUCAUGUUUGUAAAUUCAAAUCGAAUGAUGUGGUGCCUAGUGAAAGAUAAUCCAGGUUUAUUGUGAUAAAGGCUGCCAAUAAUAGGACGGUCAAUGAAAGUGGCUGCUUUUUUCUCCCUUUUUUUAACUGAAAUGUUUGCAUAGUAUUUGCACAGGGAUGUACAACAUAUGGAUAAGCGUGUUAUUCCUGAGUUCCGCUAAAGGAAUGAUAAAAAGAAAAAACAAUUCUGGGCAUUCCAGACUCUCACAAGACUCCCAUCAGCAAAUGUCCCAGAUCACCAGCUGUUCUGCAUUCUUAUGACGUGUGGUGCUUAUACUAGAGUUUUAGUGGAAGCAUGAAAAUGGCAACGCAGUUACAGUGACAUACUGACAAAAGCUUCUUUGUGAACAUGGAGUCCUUGCCAAUGAUUAUUGAAACAAAGUGUGUGUGUGUACAUAUAUACACACACACACACACUUGUAUAUCUGUAUGCAUUCAGUGUGUUUGAAAAAGAUUUCAGGAAUUCUGUAAUGAUGUAUGUCCCACAAUACAGAUCUUUAAUGAACAAUAAUGAAGAAUGCUGCAUAAUUUCAUCUCAUUGGCCAUUAAAAUAUUUUAUACAUGGCA